Molecule: messenger RNA, 4170 nt
Organism: Penicillium lagena
Lineage: Eukaryota; Fungi; Ascomycota; Eurotiomycetes; Eurotiales; Aspergillaceae
Exons: 5
Coding region: 1-4170 (1389 amino acids)
Cellular component (GO): plasma membrane; cytoplasm; endoplasmic reticulum
Molecular function (GO): protein binding
Source: RefSeq, a predicted model, not a curated record
AUGUCGACUCAAACACACACCCCACUGCCCCAAGUCGGGAAGCUCGUGAGCGUGGUUCCGGUCGGCCUUAAAGAAGCGGCUCUUGACUCGCCUACCUUCCGCGCGACAACUCUCCACUUCUGCGACCAGAUCGAGUUCAUCGAGAAAUGGCUGGACGGAUACGCUCGAGCUGCCACGAAGCUCACCUCUGAGCUAACCGCUCUGGAGAGUGCGGUGGGCAGCUUUCUCUCCUACACGACAAACCCCCUCAUCGUCUCCGAAGCCGUGGUCGAUCAUGACUACACGUUGCUGGCAAUGAGGAGGUCCGGGGAGGGAUCCAAAGAUCUUUGGAAUGGCUUGGUCAGCGUGACCAAAAAGAUGGAGUCCGUGAUUGCGGAACCCAUUCGGGCUUUUAUUCACGAGGAUCUGCGGCACUUUAAGGAAACACGGCGCUCCCUGGAGCUCGCCCAAAAGCAGUACGACUAUUUGCAAGCUCGAUACGCGUCCCAGUCAAAGUCCAAAGAACCCUCCGCCCUGAGAGAAGAGGCCUUUCAGCUCCAUGAAGCACGCAAAGCCUACCUGAAGACAUCUAUGGAUUUCUCCGUCGAAGCUCCUCAGGUGCGCAACGCACUUGACCGACUUCUGGUGCGGAUAUCGUUUGACCAGUGGCGAGACUUCAGACAGUUUCACAAUAACAACGGCAACGCAUUCUCUAAAUGGUCAUCCGAGAUGGACCGCAUCAAAGGUUGGGUCCAUGAAAUGGAGGGAAGUGAAAGGUCCUCCAAACGGGAGCUUCUCUCCACCAGAAAGCAGAUCGAAGAGGCUGCGGAGCUGGUGGCACGACCGUCCCGAGAAUUGGAGGAUUACUCGAUCUCUACUGUUCCCUACCUUGGAUCUCGCCCUUUGUCGUCGCUCAAUAUGACCAAGGAAGUGAAAGCGGAAAAGCAAGGAUGGGUUAAUCUACGGACAUUGUCAGGGAAACCGACUCGGACUUCCUGGGUUCGACGAUGGGCCUUCCUAAAACACGGGAUCUUCGGGUGUCUUGUACAGGGUGCGCGCACGGGCGGUGUUGAAGAAAGCGAGCGGAUCGGCGUGUUGCUUUGCAGCGUUCGACCAGCGUUCCAAGAGGAACGGCGCUUCUGCUUCCAAGUGAAGACAAAAAACAACAACAUCAUGCUCCAAACAGAAACGCAAAGAGAGUUGAUAGAGUGGAUCGGCGCCUUUGAAGCAGCUAAGCAAAAAGCGUUGGAGAAUCCAGCAAGCACCGACCGCUCGAUCACAGGGAAACUUACCGUUCAGGACCCUGCCUUCGCAAUCUCCCAACCCCCAGCCCCAGAAUUCGCCGCGGAGCCGCACGAUUCUCUCACUCCUGAUGCACAUGACGAACCGAGCUCGAUAGAGCGCGCUAGUACACUCGCCAUUCCGGACCGGGAUGCGUUGGCGUUCAGAAAUAGCACCGAUGCCAGCACGAAUCGAAGGCUCUCUGGACUCGAAGGGGAAGGCUCUACCAGGGAGCAUGCUAGGGAACACACGGCAAGAAUUAUCCAAAAACUGGACCUGCAUCGCAAGUCGAACAAUGCUCCACCAUCGCCGGCCACUGGUAUCGCCAGCCUCAUAUCUGCCAGCCACAAUGCUCUCCCUUACGGCAAUGCUGGCCCAUUCACUGCGGGAGAAAGCGAAGGGAACCGGAGCCGCGGCCGCAGUUUGAGUAGCCGUGAUGAACCUGGUUGGAGCCUCGCGCCUCCGACUUUGGCUAAUCCACCUGCACCCACCAGCAUGAGUAAAGCUGCGGUCGUUGUCAGCAACGAGAGAGGCAUUGGAUUGGGGUCCACUGAUAGCACAGGCGGAAUGCCCAGUGGGAUGAUGGCCAACUUAUGGGGAAGCUCCAAUUGGGGGUUUAUGAACAAAUUCCAACGAGACUACGUUCAGCAUACAAAUGGGGAUCAAGAUAGCGCAUCCGAAGGACGGCCAUCCUCCGCAUUAAGUGACUCCUCGAAGCACACGAUUGCCGCGCAGGCUGAUACAACGUCAACCGCCCGACAGACACCGGGUCCACGCCACAGACAGACCGUGAGCCUGGAUGGCGAUGCGUCUAAACUCCAGCGAGCUGCAAUAGGGGUUCAACAUGAAUACCCUAGCUACUAUCCCCAGCCGCUCAGAAUUCAGGAUGCCCAGUUUCGACUGCUGUUUCCUGAUGUCAAGAAAGAUGAAUCAUUGGUUCUGGUGUUCAGAGCGACUUGGAGCCCAAAUGACCAGCAAGAAUUCCCAGGACGAGCCUAUGUUACGACCCAGAACAUCUUUUUCUACAGCCACCACUUUGGCUUGGUCUUGACCACGAGUGUCUCUCUGGAUAGUGUCAAAGAAGUCACCGCUGCCUCCGGGAGAGACUGUGAUUUCCUUUACUUGCACACCAUCCCACCUCUUGGAAGCGACACUCCCGGACGGGUAACGAUCAAGACAUUCCUUGAGUCCCUCCGAGUUCUCCAAAAGCGUCUGAAUUUCUUGGUUCAUAACUCCAUAGCCGCUGAACCCUUAACAUUGGAGGCUGUCUUCAAAACUCUGAUCAAGAUGGAUACCGGGUCUCCAACCCGACAUUCCAGCGCAGAUAGCUGGGAGGAUGCCUCGGCCGGGCUUGCAGACACUAAAUUCGAUGGGAACUCUGCUGCCCAGAAGGAUUUCCGAGCUCCUAUCUAUAUUGACAAGGAUCUCGACCUGGAUGCUGGUCGUGGACGAGAUCUGCCAAAGUUUAGACUUCCCACGCAGCCCGUGGAGUAUGUCCCACAAGGAGACCUGGUUCUGGCAACGGAGAAGGUGCUUGAUGUCAGUCCUAAGGCGCUUUUCCAUAUAUUAUUUGGUGACAAGAGUGCUGUUUGGCAACUUCUACUUCAUGAGAGGGAAGCUCGCGACAUCAAGCAAUGGCCUUGGACCACUACGGAAUCGCGUCAUCUCCGACGAGACUUUGAGUAUCAGAUUGGCACUACGGGCCUACUUGGAGGAAACCAAGAGAAUGCCAUUGCGGAUUACCAAAUCAUCGAUGUACUCAAUGAUCACCUUUGCUAUGUCAUCACCGAUAAGAAGACCCCUUGGCAUCUACCAUUCCGACGCUCCUUCCGACUGGUCAGCAAAGUUGUCAUUACUUUCCAAGCCAAGUCGAAGAGUAAGCUUGCCAUUUACACAAAUGUGGAAUGGCUAUGGUCGCCGUACGGUUUGAAGAGUUCCAUCAACAAGAGGGCGAUCAAGGAUCUCGAAGAGGAUGCUUUAGAUCUGGUAGACUUGGUGAGUGACCAAGUGCGUCGACUCGGCGCACAUAGUCGCACCAAAAAGGCCAUUACCAUCUUUGGUCAUGUCGGACGCCAGAGCCACGUUUCUCACUUCACUAAAGUGGGCGGAAACCUGAAGCUGCAAUCGCGAAAGCGACAUCAGCGAACCAUGACACAGCUGCUUAUGGGGUCGUUUUUGUCAUUGCUGGACAGCGCCGUUUCGUCGAUUAUGAUUUGUUCAUUCGACGUCCUCCGCUGGUCGUGGAAGACUUUGAGUGCGCAUAAGGUCAUUUUGGUCUUGCUGGUCGCCAGCGUGCUCAUGAACGGAUUCUACUCUUCUCGAGAUACUUGGGAUUGGUGGCACGAGAGACACGCCGGAAACUUCAUGGCCCGGCUUGGCGUCCAACCGGACUUGGUCAUGAGCAAGGCCAUUUAUAUGAGAGAUAUCGACGAGGCCGUCGCAAAUACAACCAUCUGGCCCAACUCUGGCAGCCCCAGCGAUUGCUUCUCCACAUUCUACGAACAGACCACCCGAUAUGCCGAGAUGCCUCUUGCCCUCAGCACCGCUGGCCCCCGAGACACGAUGGCCCGGAGUACUCUCAAACGUUUCCAGCAGACCCGCGAACGACUGGGCUCGCACCGACACAAUCUGCUCGUUGCGCUGCGCGUCGUGAAUAGCAUCGAGCGAGAAGUCAUCCAGAAUGAGUGGGAGCGCUGGCUCCGCGACGAGAUCCGCCGCUGUCGCCAAGUUGAGAUCCUUCUCAGCGGCAACGCUGCCGAUGGCGAUAAAGGGAGCCGGUUGGCUCAAGCCGAGCAAGUCUUCGCCGAACAUGCCAAUGACGUAAAGCAGUGGUACGAAACGUACUGUUCGAGCUGUCGCAUGGAGCACGACCAAGUUGUGAAGAAUGACCGUGAUAAUUUGCUCGCUUGA